Hevea brasiliensis (rubber tree) is the source of this 432-nucleotide messenger RNA. RefSeq lists its product as uncharacterized. Bases 1 to 432 code for a protein of 143 amino acids. The record is from RefSeq and is a predicted model, not a curated record. The transcript has a single exon. Lineage: Eukaryota; Viridiplantae; Streptophyta; Magnoliopsida; Malpighiales; Euphorbiaceae.
AUGGGAAGGAAGCCUGGGAGAUCUGAGAUAGUCGGGAGCAUUGUGAGGCCUGCAUCUGAGAUAGUGGAGAGACCAGACACUAGAGUUUCAGCAUGUGCAUAUGCUAUUCGAGCCAAAGAGGAGCAGGAUGCACUUGAUGUCAUAGUUGGUACAUUUUCUCUCUUUGACUCUGUGGUGCAUGCAUUGAUAGACCCAGGUUCAACUUAUUCUUAUAUGUGCACUACCAUCCCAGUAGAGAGGGGUUUAAGGGUUGAAACCAUUGAGCAGGAUAUCCUAGUUACUAACCCUUUAAGCCAUAGUGUGAUGGUGAAUAAGGUUUAUAAGGGUUGUUCCUUGAGGAUUCAAGAGUAUGAGUUUUUGGCAAACCUUAUCGAGCUGCCUUUUCAUGAGUUUGAUGUGAUAUUGAGGAUGGAUUGGCUGUCACAUCAUUAA